CCCCGGUAAGCCCAGGCCUCGGCCAAGAGAGGAAAUAUGGGGAAGGAAAAGACCCACAUCAAUAUUGUGGUCAUUGGACAUGUAGACUCUGGCAAGUCCACCACCACCGGCCAUCUCAUCUACAAAUGUGGGGGCAUCGACAAGCGGACCAUCGAGAAAUUCGAGAAGGAAGCCGCAGAGAUGGGAAAGGGCUCCUUCAAGUACGCUUGGGUGCUGGACAAACUGAAAGCUGAACGCGAGCGAGGCAUCACCAUUGACAUUUCCCUGUGGAAGUUUGAGACCACCAAGUAUUACAUCACCAUCAUCGACGCUCCAGGCCAUCGAGAUUUCAUCAAGAACAUGAUCACGGGGACUUCACAGGCUGACUGUGCCGUCCUGAUUGUAGCUGCCGGGGUAGGGGAAUUCGAAGCGGGCAUCUCCAAAAACGGGCAGACCCGCGAACACGCCUUGCUGGCCUACACGUUGGGUGUCAAGCAGCUGAUCGUCGGCAUCAACAAGAUGGACUCCACGGAGCCUCCGUACAGCGAGAAGCGCUACGAUGAGAUUGUCAAGGAAGUGAGCGCCUACAUCAAGAAGAUCGGCUACAACCCGUCCACCGUCCCCUUCGUCCCCAUCUCGGGCUGGCACGGCGAUAAUAUGCUGGAACCGUCUCCCAACAUGCCGUGGUUCAAAGGAUGGAAAGUGGAGCGCAAGGAAGGCAACGCCAGCGGGGUCUCCCUUCUGGAGGCCCUGGAUACAAUCCUGCCCCCCACUCGCCCUACAGAUAAACCUCUGCGCCUGCCUCUUCAAGACGUCUACAAAAUUGGAGGUAUUGGGACUGUCCCCGUGGGCCGUGUGGAGACCGGGAUCCUGAGGCCUGGCAUGGUGGUCACCUUUGCCCCCGUGAACAUUACCACCGAGGUGAAGUCGGUUGAGAUGCACCACGAGGCCUUGAGUGAAGCUAUGCCAGGGGACAACGUGGGCUUCAACGUCAAGAACGUGUCCGUGAAGGACAUCCGCCGGGGCAACGUCUGCGGGGACAGCAAAUCUGAUCCGCCUCAGGAAGCAGCCCAGUUCACUUCUCAGGUGAGCAGAGGGCCAGAGGGCGGCCAUUUUGAAGAGCUGUGUCAUCGGAUCCUAACUGUCGGGACCAAGCCAAUCAGAGCCAUUUCUGGAUAG
Protobothrops mucrosquamatus (brown spotted pit viper) is the source of this 1158-nucleotide messenger RNA. Its product is annotated as elongation factor 1-alpha 2. The transcript is spliced from 5 exons. Bases 37 to 1158 code for a protein of 373 amino acids. Lineage: Eukaryota; Metazoa; Chordata; Lepidosauria; Squamata; Viperidae. Gene Ontology annotation, biological process: translation; translational elongation. The record is from RefSeq and is a predicted model, not a curated record. Gene Ontology annotation, molecular function: GTP binding; GTPase activity; translation elongation factor activity.